ACAAAUCUUUAUUUUAUAACGAAGAGGAAGUUAAAUACCAUUUGACACAGAAAUGCUACGGAUAGUGGUGUAAUAAUCUAUUGACUAUUCUUAUUUUUGCCGGAAAGAUGUGAAACGUUGUCAUAGUAAGACAAACCUCACAAUGGCCAGUUUUGGUGAAUCAUCCCUUGUUGUUGUUGCAUUUGAUUUUGGCACCACCUUCAGUGGCUAUGCAUUCUCCUUCCGGAAUGAUCCACUCAAAGUCCAAACCAAUGGCAACUGGAUUGCUGGAUCUGAAAAGUUGAUGUCUCUUAAAACUCCGACAUGCCUUCUCCUUGACCAAAAAGGAAACUUUCAUUCAUUUGGUUUUGAGGCUGAAAAUAAGUACACAUCACUAGCAGAAGAUGGUCAACAUCAUGGCUGGAGGCUGUUCAGAAGGUUUAAAAUGAUGCUACACAGCAACAAGAAACUUUCAAGAGGAGCGACUGUUGAAGAUAUCAACCAGAAGUCGAUGCCAGCGCUUCCCGUAUUUGCUAUGUCUAUUCGUUACUUAAGGAACCAUUUUCUUGAAGCCGUGGAAAAGCAGACAGCCGGUGUGGAAGAAACGGAUAUUCAAUAUGUCCUCACGGUUCCCGCCAUUUGGGAUGACAGCGCCAAACAGUUUAUGAGAGAAGCUGCUAUUGAGGCUGGGAUCGAUUCAAGGCGACUGAAACUUGCAUAUGAGCCCGAGGCAGCCUCUAUCUGGUGUCAGAUUGUGACGUCGGAUGCGAAAGCGUCUCUUGACAGACCCGGUGUCCAGUAUAUGGUCGUUGAUUUAGGAGGAGGAACAGCGGAUAUUUUUCUCAUGAAAAGCAAGCAAAUGGAACGCUUAAAGAAAUUCACAAGGCAAGCGGAGGGCCAUGGGGUGGAACUUACGUCGACGACAAUUACAUUUCCAUGCUUUGUGACGUAUUUGGUACGAGAGCUAUCGAGGAGCUGAGAAGAGAGGAAAUGGGUGACUAUUUCGACAUUUUGAGAGAAUUUGAGACAAAGAAAAGAACAUUUUCUACGAAAAUUAAAGACAAGAUAACUUUUCGGAUUUCAGCCACUUUGAGAGAACUCUCCGAUAAGUUCGAAGGCGGAACGCUCAAGGAUCGAAUUGGAAAUCUUCGUUACGGGAGCAACCUUGAGCUUCGUGGAUCUGACAAGCUGAGAGUUGAUCCUCUGAUCAUCAGCGGCUGGUUCGAUGGACCUCUUAAUUAUCUGCUUAGACAUGUGAAGGAACUGUUUAGAGAGCCGAAAAUGUCUGGCGUAUCCACAGUUUUGCUUGUGGGUGGAUUCGGGGAAAGUAUGUAUGUGCAAGAAAGAUUAAAGGCAGAAAUCAUAAACAAGCAGAUAAUUGUUCCUGCAGAAGCUGGUCUGGUUGUGUUGAAAGGUGCAGUUCGGUUUGGGCACGAAUCGGAUAUAGUAUCCUCGAGGGUCAUGCAGUUUACAUAUGGUUUUGGUGGCCGCAUGCCUUUUGACAAAAACAUCCAUCCAGAAUCCAACCUUGUCAUUCGGGACGGCAAGAGGAGAUGCAAAGAUGCGUUUAUUAUCGUUGCUCGAGCAGGAGAUGAAAUUGAUUUUGGCGAGGAAAAGACGGUCGGAAGGGAUCCUGGAAGUAAUUUGGAGUCCACAACGUUCCCGAUAUUUCGAUGCCUGUCUCCUAAUCCAAUCAUUACAACGGAGAGAGGCUGUAGGCGAAUCGGGCACCUGAGAGUUUACCAUCCUGAGGGAGAUACAAAGCGUGACAAAAAGAUGAACGUUACUUUUAUGUUCGGUGAUACAGAACUGUUGGUGAAAGUUACGAUCCGAAAGACCGGAAAAACAUUCGAACUUGCGAUUGAUUGUCUGGAAUGAAGGCUUUUGUGUGGUAUAAUAAUUAACGUUUGCAUGGCUUAUACAGGCUGACAUGUACAUGAGUUGUUUAGGUUAACGAGUUAUGUGAGUGUAUUCAUUAGGUAGUGUGCUUUUUAGGUUUAAAAUGUCAAUUAAUCAACGAAUUUAUUAAGUUUGCUUGUAUUUUGACCAUCUUAUAAUGGAUUUGUUGUUGUU
Messenger RNA from Mya arenaria, 2052 nucleotides. Its product is annotated as heat shock 70 kDa protein 12B-like. The transcript has 6 exons. Lineage: Eukaryota; Metazoa; Mollusca; Bivalvia; Myida; Myidae. The record is from RefSeq and is a predicted model, not a curated record. Gene Ontology annotation, molecular function: ATP-dependent protein folding chaperone; ATP binding. Bases 143 to 958 code for a protein of 271 amino acids.